CGGUGGCGGCGGCUCGCGCAGCUUGUUGGCUCACUAUAUAAAGGGGAGAAGCGGGCGGACCGGACGGCUGGAGCUGCAGCCGGUGGCGGCAGCGGCGGCGCGGGGAGCGGCGACCGGUGGUGGUUUCCCUCCUUGGUGCGGGGUGGGGAGCGGGCAACGCCCCCCAGGACCCCUGAAGGGUCGUGGCCUUUUUUUUUUAAGGGCGAUUCUCGAGUUUUUAGCUCCGAGGACUGCUCUCCUCCUUCUCUACCUCCUCUCACCGCUCACCUCUCCUCCGUCAGGAUCCGAUUUUGUUUGAAAAAAUUUUCCCCCCAAUUUUGCGGUGGCUUGGGUCACCCUCCGGGUGUUCUUUUUUUGUUUGUUUUUGUUUUUAUCUUUUCUCGGGGUUGCCCCCCUCUUGUUUGUGUUGUGUGUGGAAAUGGCGAACUCGGCAAAUACAAACACCGUGCCUAAAUUAUACAGAUCUGUGAUUGAAGAUGUAAUUAAUGAUGUGAGAGACAUCUUUUUGGAUGAUGGAGUCGAUGAACAAGUUCUGAUGGAACUAAAGACUUUAUGGGAGAAUAAACUAAUGCAGUCUAGGGCAGUAGAUGGAUUUCAUUCAGAAGAGCAGCAGCUUUUACUGCAAGUUCAACAGCAGCAGCAACCCCAGCAGCAGCAGCAUCACCACCACCACCACCACCAGGCUCAACCGCAGCCAACGGUACCUCAGCAAGCGCAGACCCAGCAGGUCCUUAUUCCUGCGUCACAGCAAGCUGCAGCACCACAAGUUAUUGUUCCUGAUUCUAAGCUGAUACAACAUAUGAAUGCAUCAAACAUGAGUGCUGCUGCUACAGCUGCUACCUUAGCGCUCCCUGCUGGUGUGACUCCUGUUCAACAGAUAUUAACAAAUUCAGGCCAGCUUCUUCAAGUGGUCAGAGCAGCCAAUGGUGCCCAGUAUAUCUUUCAGCCUCAGCAGUCAGUAGUUCUACAGCAGCAGGUUAUACCACAAAUGCAGCCUGGUGGAGUACAAGCUCCUGUUAUACAACAGGUACUGGCCCCUCUUCCUGGAGGGAUUUCACCACAAACAGGUGUUAUCAUCCAGCCCCAGCAAAUCUUAUUUACAGGAAAUAAGACUCAAGUUAUACCUACAACGGUGGCAGCACCUACACCAGCACAAGCACAGCUAACCGCAGCUGGCCAACAGCAGCCACAGGCCCAGCCUGCUCAACAGCAAGCCCCACUGGUGUUGCAGGUUGAUGGGACUGGGGAUACGUCAUCUGAAGAAGAUGAAGAUGAAGAAGAAGACUAUGAUGAUGAGGAGGAAGAAGACAAAGAGAAAGAUGGAGCUGAAGAUGGGCAGGUAGAAGAGGAACCGCUCAAUAGUGAAGAUGAUGUGAGUGAUGAGGAAGGACAGGAACUCUUUGAUACAGAAAAUGUUGUUGUAUGCCAAUAUGAUAAGAUACACAGAAGUAAAAACAAAUGGAAAUUUCAUCUCAAGGAUGGCAUUAUGAAUCUUAAUGGAAGAGAUUAUAUAUUUUCCAAAGCCAUUGGAGAUGCAGAAUGGUGAAGAGUUGGUUCUUUUCUUUUAUAAAUAAAACAAAAGAAACUUAAAAAAAAAUUUAAAGUGGACAGUUUGAAACUUGGGACAUAUACCAACCAAAACUUAACUUCUGCAUGUCAGAGAAGUGCAGUAGAAGCAGAGCUACUGGAACAAAGAGACCUUGACAACACAGACACUACUUCUAACUGGCAAGCCAUGGAACUGUAGCACCUGGGGUUGUUGGGGUGGCGAGGGUUGGGAUUUUGUGUAAGAAAACCGUAAUUGUCGAUUUUAAAUACAGGUACCUGCCACUGGUAAUUAGCAUGUAAAGCUUGGUUUAUAUUCCUUCCUCCAACUUGAGUUCAGUCAGAAGAUACUUGUUGGAAUGGACUGAAGAAACUUCCCUUUUGAUAGAUUGAACCGAAACUGCUUAUUGUACAUGGUUAUAUUUGGUAAAAAUU
This is a messenger RNA of Eubalaena glacialis (North Atlantic right whale), 1980 nucleotides long. RefSeq names its product general transcription factor IIA subunit 1 (gene GTF2A1). Gene Ontology annotation, cellular component: transcription factor TFIIA complex. The transcript is spliced from 9 exons. The record is from RefSeq and is a predicted model, not a curated record. The coding region runs from base 419 to 1546 and encodes 375 amino acids. Lineage: Eukaryota; Metazoa; Chordata; Mammalia; Artiodactyla; Balaenidae. Gene Ontology annotation, biological process: transcription initiation at RNA polymerase II promoter; transcription by RNA polymerase II.